AUGAGAAUCACCCUCUCGGUUUUGUUUCUCUUCCUGGCUUCACCCCUCGUGGUAGAUGCCAAGUCCAAGCGUCGUCAAAGCCGCCCAAAACGAAAAUUGCGCAAUCUCCCUCAUCGUACCCGAGCAGCCGAGUUUCGUGCGGGCAACCUGGAAAAAAGAAAUGGCGAAUGGAUCAAGAAACGGGCUACCACCCCAAAGUCAACGACCAAAAAGAACAAGAAAGCCACCGGAAGUCUUCGUCGACGACAACUUCAAACUGAGGCCGGUUCUUGGUCAGCGGCCAACAGCUGGGUGAACAAUAAAAAUCCUCCUUAUGCGUCGGUGGCGCGAGCACAAGCAUUGGGUCUGGCCAACCUGUUCUUUGCCACGAGAGGUGGUUCCUGGACGUUCAACAGCAACUGGUUGACCUACCACAUUUCCUACUGUCAGUGGUACAAUCAAAAAGAUGCCCAAGAUAUUUGUGAGGACAUUAGCCUUAUUCCGGGUGUCAUUGACCAGGCGUUGAUUGAACUCGAGUUGAGGCAAAACAACUUGGUCGGAUUUCUUCCCACGGGUCUGGGUGGACUGACACUGUUGGAAGAAUUGGACAUUCAAGAAAACUCCAUUGGAGGGACAUUGCCACCGCAGAUUGCCAACAUGGCUCGAUUGGAUGAGCUCAAUGUGGGAGAAAACAACCUGGUGGGCCGCAUUCCUAACUUUGCCAGUAUGCCCGAGCUGGAACACUUGUAUUUGGACCGGAACAGCUUGACAGGAACAGUCCCAUCCGGUACAGAGCUGCCUGCCUCAUUGAAGGACAUUGAUUUGAGGGAGAACCAGCUGGAAGGUUCCAUUCCCUUGUCCUUGUUGGGUUUGACGAAUCUCCAGUCCAUCAAUCUCUACUAUCUCAAGAACUUGACUGGUACAGUGCCAGACGACCUCUAUACUAUGCCUGAAUUGGAAGAAAUUGACUUUGAAUACAACUACUUGAUCGACACCAUUCCUGCUUCCAUUGGACAGUCAAGCACUUUGGAGUACAUUUCGGUCAAGGACAAUUACUUUUUUGGCGCCAUCCCAUGGCAAAUCUUCAACAUCAGUUCGCUCGUAGAGUUGCGCCUAGAUGACAACCGCUUCAGUGGUCGGCUACCCACCAACAUUCCAAUCCAUACUAACCUGGUCGAACUCCAGCUGGACGACAAUAAGCUAGUGGGCCCGAUUCCGCCUCAAUUUGGCAAUCUCGUUGCCUUGGAAAAGUUGACGUUUGGGGAUAAUGAUCUCACCGGUACAGUGCCAGCCGAGUUGACGAGACUUGUGAAUCUCACAACGCUGGAUCUCAAUGAAACCAACUUGAUUGGAGCCAUCCCCGCCGGCCUGUGCCGAGUCCCUGAGCUCAUUUUCGAAUGUCGACCAGGUGUGGGUCUCUGUGGAUGUUCGUGUGCGUGCCCCCCUGGAGUUGUUCCCGCAAGCCCCGCUCCGCCUCUAGUGAUCCCCUCCAAUCCAGUGCCAGUACCCGCCGUCCCUGCCCCUCCUCUACCAGUGCCGGUCGUGCCUGCUACUCCUCCACCAGUCCCAGUGCCUGUGCCAGCCACACCAGCUCCAUUCAUUAUUCAAGCCACACCAGCUCCAUUCAUUAUUCAAGGUACACCAGCGCCGUUCACGAUACCAGAGAUUACCGUCACACUUCCUCCCGUGUAUAAUACACCAGUGGCUACACCAGCUCCCGUCUCAACACCCGCACCCAUUCCUUUCCCUGCACCACCAACUCCCGCCGGCUCUGGAAUCACCGUUACGAUUCCUCCACAGACUCCUGCUCCGGUUGGAGGAGGCAUUACAGUGACAAUUUCAAGGGCGAAUACUCGAAUCUUUGACGGCUCGAAUUAG
Molecule: messenger RNA, 1857 nt
Organism: Seminavis robusta
Lineage: Eukaryota; Bacillariophyta; Bacillariophyceae; Naviculales; Naviculaceae
Source: the annotation of a GenBank genome assembly